AUGCAAAGCAACCAGCUCAGCAAAGUUGAUGCGGCAGUUCAGGAUGCUGCUGAAAGCUCUUUUCAUGGGAAGGCUGGAGAUGGUCCGCUUGAUUCGCGGCUGGCCUGGGCUGGUCACCGCGUCGCCGCUCAUGGUGGAGAACCGUCACGAUUAGGCCACUUCAUAGAAACGCGGCCGUUUGUGCGAUUUGGGGAAGUUCGUCGGGCGUUUCUAACACGCGCGGAGUACUCAGUCAAUUCGCGAGCCAGCGAGCAUAAGUCGGAAGAGCCAUCAGCCCACAGCACGGACGCAGCGUCGUUUUUGAAGGAACACAUGCGGGAUGAGCGGGCCACGCGGGAGCACCGACAGCCCGUGACGGCUGACCGCCUGCCAGAUAUGAUCGCGCCGUAUCAUAUCCACAGAUGCGGCCACCUUGCCGGCCUAGGGUUGGAUGUCCCCCUCUCGCCGUGGGAAGCAGACCUGCUGCACGCUUCAUAUGGCGCCGCCGGCUCGAGUUUGACACUAACGAGGGAGAUUGUGAAAACUGGUGAGAAGCACGAAGCCGAGAUUGUCGGCGGAGGGCUUGGUCUGUCGGCAGCCUACCUGCUUGCCUCCCCACCCGCGUGGGACGAAGGGGAGUGUGAGCAAUACCUAUCUCAAGAGCUGGGUGAAGAGAAGGAGCUCUCAGAAAGAGAAGUAGCCAUGAAUUCGGCGAAAGCCCAGGGUGAGUCAGCUCAGGGAGGUUCGGAGCACGGGGAAACUGGACCUCUGGAGGAAGCUUCCUUGAAGGCUAUGGAUGACUACAGGCGGCGUGCCGUGGUGAUGUGGGCGGUGGGAGAAGCAACGGUGAAUGAGGUGGUGGAGAGUUGCACGGGGGAAGGGCGUGGUGGUGAGGAGGAGUCUAACAAGGAGGGUGAUGGAGACAAGAUCAGUGAAGGGGAGAACGUAGGGCAUGCUUGGCAGCAGCGGUGGUGGCCCCAUAAGCACACUAGACCUUUGGAACAAAGGCAUGGAUCGCAAUUGGACAAGCAUUUGUAG
Closterium sp. Yama58-4 is the source of this 1017-nucleotide messenger RNA. The record is from the annotation of a GenBank genome assembly. NCBI's taxonomy places the organism in Eukaryota, Viridiplantae, Streptophyta, Zygnematophyceae, Desmidiales, Closteriaceae.